AGCGAGAGCACUUGCUCUCUGCUCUUUCGCGGUCGGCUCUCUUUGUGCGGCGGCUGCUGUGCCGCGCCGCCAAUUUGCAAGAAAAUUAAGUUCGUUUCGUUUGCAGUUGUGGAAAUCGACGAGGAGAGCAGCGGCGCACUCUCCGCAAGGAAGCUGAGCUGCCAACGGCCAGUGAGAGGUGACGAGUGGAAAGUGCGCAGCAUCCAGCGACACAGGACAUGCGCAGUGGCUUCUUUGGUAGUUGCAGUUUGGCUAACAACGCCUGAAAGAGCGAAUAAACAUGGCCUUCUCCCGCCAUAACAUCGAGAAGCGCCGACUCAUCGAGCUAGUGCGCCUGAACCCCAUCCUCUGGGAUUGCCGCCUGCCCCACUACAAACGUUCCGACAAGCGCAAGGCCAUCAAGUGGAACGAGCUCGGUCGCCUUUUCAACGUCAAUGGAGAGCGAGUGCAGCGCACCUUUACAUCGCUCCGCGAGAUCUUCCGCCGCGAGCUGAACCACGAGAAGAUGCUGGGCACCGCACGCUUCAAGUCCAAGUGGGAGUACUACGACGCCAUGGCCUUCCUCAAGGAGGUCAUUCGUGAGCGCAAAUCCCGUGAGCGCAUCAAGCACGGCUUGGAUUCCGCUCCUAUGCCCACCGGCAGCAGCAACAACACCACCAAUACCACCAACAAUGUCAGUCGUAACAGCAGCAACAACAACAGCAGCAGUGCGGCUUUAGACGAGUAUCAGUACUUCGCGCCGAGUGACCCCAACAACCCAAACAACCAGCCCCAGCCGCAGCCAGCGCCAAAAAGCAGCUUGCCAGCAUCUGUGACCAUCCCCAGCCUGAGUCUCAGCCUUAGUCAGUUGCCCCCUGCUCUGCAGCAGCAGGCCCAACACCUUCAAGCUCUUCAGUUGCAGCCAGACGUGACGCUGACCUCGCUGCAGAAACAGCCGUCCCUUUCCCAGGCCACACCCACGCCGAUGUCCCAGUUAUCGCCCGCCCAGUUGUUGUCCAGCUCGCGCUCCUGCAGCUCUUCGCCCUCGAUCUACAUUAAGGACGAGCCGGGUUCUCCGGAAGUGGGGUGCCCGGAUGAAGUGGUGUCUGGGAAUGGCCGAGAGGGGACACAUAAGAAGCUGGCCACAAUUCGCCCUCAGACCAAAGAGCAGCUCAAGGCGCGGCUGCAGCUGCCACCACCCAAAAAUACAUCGGCUUACGCCACGUCGCCGCCCCAUUUGAUCAUCAAUGCCAACAACGAGCUUAUCGACGCCGACGCCGGUGAUCUGGAGGAGGAUCUGGACGACUUCGACGAGGAUGACGACAUUGCCGGACACUGCUUGCCAGUUGUCGAUCAAUCGGAGAUGACAGGCGCCGACGGCAGGCUCUCAGCCGGAAGCAGCUACACCGGAGACGGUGGGGGAUGCGGCAGGGGCCUGGGUCGAUCUCACUCCCAGGCACGCCAUAUGCCCACUUCCAGGGAACUGCUCUACAUAAAAUUCGGCGACUUCCUGGCCGCCCGACUAAACACUUUGCAAGAGACUGUAGCUAACGAAUUGAUGAACAAGAUGCUGCUGCUAAUCGCCGAGAAGUGAUGAUUGUGGGGACCGAGAACGCCUCUGAACGGAGUAGCUCCCAUCCCAAGGCUACAUCGUGUAAAAUUAUGAAGUAACUGGCAUGAAUCAAGCCUGUAUUAUGUGCCAUAUGAUAAAACACUAAAGCGUUUAGCGUAGUCUAUCAUUAAAAUGUAUGAAAUAGAUUUAAGAUCAAAACAGUUUAAAAAUUCGACACAUAAAAUUACACAUUUCCAAACUUAAAAUGCAACAUUGAAUUAACAAUUUAAUCUCUUGGCCUUAGUCUGCCCGCUUCCACAGUUUGUAGUGACUCCGAGGUCGGAAGAGCUUAACUGCCCAGUUCAACUUUAUGCAAAUUGAGACGUUUCCUAAAGUCUUCAACAUAAAAGCGAUUAAACUUUAUAAGCAUUAAAGUAGCAUCUACUUUCGCGACUUUUAAUGCCUUUCUUUCGAACUCACAUUUCCGCUCGUCCUGAACUGUCUGCUUAAUUGUGUAAAUGAAUGGCUGGCCAUCCAUCUUCAUGGUAAAAACAACAAAAAAUUUCAGAAUAAUUACAGAACGAUUAAAUUAUAAUUAAAGCGAUUAUUACGGCGGUGAACUGUGUUUUUUUUUAAUGCGAACCUAAAC
Messenger RNA from Drosophila gunungcola (fruit fly), 2180 nucleotides. RefSeq lists its product as uncharacterized. Lineage: Eukaryota; Metazoa; Arthropoda; Insecta; Diptera; Drosophilidae. Gene Ontology annotation, biological process: regulation of transcription by RNA polymerase II. The record is from RefSeq and is a predicted model, not a curated record. Gene Ontology annotation, cellular component: nucleus; transcription regulator complex.